Molecule: messenger RNA, 1979 nt
Organism: Cokeromyces recurvatus
Lineage: Eukaryota; Fungi; Mucoromycota; Mucoromycetes; Mucorales; Mucoraceae
Product: SH3 domain-containing protein
Exons: 9
Coding region: 85-1896 (603 amino acids)
Molecular function (GO): protein binding
Source: RefSeq, a predicted model, not a curated record
AAAAAACUUUCGCUUUAAUAUCAACAUAUUUUUAUUUUAUUUUAUUUUCUCUUUUUCUUUUAAUUCAAUCCUAUUUGACAUUAAAUGACAUCUUUAUAUAAAGUAUUGUUCGACUAUGAUACAGAUAAAGACGAUGAAUUAUCCCUUAAAGUAGGCGAAACAAUUCGUAUUACAAAUAAGGAUAGUCCUGACUGGUGGUUAGCAGAACGAUUCGGUAGUAAAGAAAGAGGUUUAGUACCAAGCAACUUUAUUGAAAAAAUACCUACUGAAGACAAAGGCAUGAAAUUGGCUGUUGUUACUCGAGAUUAUACUGCACAAGCACAAGAUGAACUAUCUUUAGAAAGGGAUAGAGUCAUUACUGUAUUAGACCAGAACAUUGCAGAAGGUUGGUGGAAAGGGAACUUGAACGGAAAGAUUGGUAUUUUUCCAGCCAAUCACGUGGAAUUUGUAGAAGAAAAUAGCCAUCCAGGUGAUGAAGAAAAUAAAACUAAGCAUGGAUUUAAAUUAGCUGCAUAUGGAGUAAAACAAGGUGGUAUAGGGAGUAUUUUAGCUGGUGGACUUCCUUUAAAAAGACAUUCAACAAGUAGUAAUAGAGGCUCUUUAAAUGAAAGACCUACCUCAAGUAAUUCUGUUAAUCAGCAUGAUAAGGCGCCAUCUAUUCCAACGAAGCCUCAUUCUUCACUUGCAGCUAAAGUGAAUGAUCAGUCUUCAAAUAAUACAAAUGCUGUUAACAAAAAUAAUUUGACGCUAAAAGCAAUGGCUAUUCAUGAUUAUAAGCCUGAGCAUGAAGAUGAACUUAAGCUUAUGAGAGGUGAAUAUAUUACAAUUAUUGAUAAAUUAGAAGAUAAUGGUUGGUGGAAAGGUGUAAAUGAAAGUGGAAUUACAGGUAUUUUCCCUUCAAAUUUUGUUCAAAUUCUAGAUGAUGAGAAGCCACCACAAAGACCAGUACGUGCAAGACCUGCUACUGUAAAGUCAGAAACAUCAACAACUGCCUCUAUCAAUACUAUGGACAAUAGUAAAGGAAUGGGACGUCCUCCUCCUGUACCAAUUACAACUCGCCCUACUUCUUUAUUGACAAAUCGUGAUAAUCAAAAUAGCAGUUCUUCUCAUUCAACUACAAUAGCAUCUCCUCCUCCUCCUCGUCCUGUUACUUUACCUCCUCCUCGACCCACGACUAUGCCACCUACUGUUCCAUCUACUGUACGCCGUACUAGUUCGAUUAUUUCUCCUCCAACUGUUGAUAUAAAUCAUCGGCAUGUCCCCUCUAUUCCUCUUGUAUCUCCUGAUUUACCACCAUUAUCACCUAUAUAUGAUCGUCCUACUAGAAUUCUUCCUAAUCCUAUCUCGACAAGCAACUCUAAUGAAACUAUAGUAUCCCCUCCUAGUCGCUCCUCUCGAAGUAGAAAUCUCGAAUCUGUCACUUCACCUACUGCAUCUCAUCUUCCAACACAUUCAAUGGCUAAACCUCCUAAAAUUAAUUUUGCUAAUAAAUCCAUUAAUAGCAAUAGCCAUGAUAAUAAUAUAGCUUCUCCUUCUCAAUCACCAUCGAGUCGACCUGUUUCGAUAAAUGAUAGUUUAGAGGAUAGCAGAAAGAGUAGUCUGAAUAACGAGACUACCCUUCCUCUUCCACCUAAAAGAUCAAUGCCUCCUGUUCCAGACAUUUCUAUUAAUGCAAAUAUAAAUGAAAGAAAGAGACCACCUCAUCCUUCAAUUGCACCACCUGCUGUACCCACAGUGACUGAUAUGGAUCCAAUGGAUGCCAAGAUUCGACAAAUUAUUAAAGUAGAAACUGAAAAAAUCCGUAAAGAAUUUGAAAAAAGAUUAGAAGAUGAACGCAUUGAGCGUCUUAAACUUCAAGCUGAGCUUGAGGAACUGAGGGCCUAUUUAAACCCAUAAUUUUUUUUAAAAAAAAAAAUAAUAAUAAUAAUAAAAAUUUGAUUUAGCUUGUUUGUUGUAUGUUUUAAUAUGUAUGAUACAGG